Molecule: messenger RNA, 1640 nt
Organism: Myotis brandtii (Brandt's bat)
Lineage: Eukaryota; Metazoa; Chordata; Mammalia; Chiroptera; Vespertilionidae
Product: germ cell-less protein-like 1
Exons: 1
Coding region: 57-1559 (500 amino acids)
Biological process (GO): germ cell development
Cellular component (GO): nucleus
Molecular function (GO): protein binding
Source: RefSeq, a predicted model, not a curated record
UGCCAUGGCAAGGAGGUCUGAAACAGCCCCCCUAGGGAAUCUGAUAGUCUUCCUCUAUGGGGUCCUUGAGCAGUCGCCUCCUGAGGGGCGGUAUAUUAGGCACAACUGAUCCGCAUCAGCCAGAAGCCCAGGUAGGCCCCGGAGAUGUAUCCUCAGGCCGAAAACGGAAGCGGAGAGGACCCUCUCCGGACCCAGAGGCUGAGAACAGCCCCAACCCUCUAGACCCGGAAGACAAUCUCCAGCAAGAAGCCACUACAAGCCGAAGUAAAAAAGUGAAGGUCACAUCUGAUUAUGCUUACCAUACUUUAUUUCUAAAUGGGGAAACCAGUGACAUUAAAAUCCGCGCUCUGGGGAGAGUGUGGUGUCUACACAAAAUGUAUUUAUGUCAGUCAGGCUACUUUGCUACUCUGUUUAAAAAUUCUUGCGAUGACUCUGACAAAGAUAUUAUCGACCUAGAGAUUAAGGACCACAAUAUUGACGUCGCGUCCCUGAACUUCGUGCUAGGUUCCUUGUACGGGGGUGAAUAUGACUUAACGGAGUCCCUUCAAAUUCCAAGAAUUUUGGCAACGGCAUGCCUGCUUCAAGUAGAGGACUUAAUUGAAGAGUGUGAGGAGACCAUGAAGGAGGCAGUUAACGUGAAAACUGUCUGUGGCUACUAUGCAACAGCAGAAGCCUAUGAGUUAGAGUCUCUGAAGACAAAAUGCUUUAACUGGCUUCUCCACAAUCUGAUGACGCAUCCAAAUGUUGAACUUUACAAAGCACUCAGUAUAGAGCUCAUGAAUCUGCUCAUUUCUUCAGCUAACUUACUAGUAAUACAAAAGGAAAUAGAUGUGUACACCACACUUAAAGAGUGGAUGUUCCUUCGUCUUAACCCGGCUUGGAAAGGAUCCGUAAAAAAGCUUUUAGGCCAUGCAAACAAAUGGUUUUCCAGGCACAGAGGACGUGUUGCCAGCGUGGCCUUCCUUGAAACCAGACGAGGCAUACCAUUUCAAUUGGUGUUUAAAAAUUUGAGGUUUCAGCAUAUCAUCUGUGACCUGGCCUCCACAAGAGUUAUUGAGCACGAUACUCUAAUACCUUCAGAUUGGUUAUCGCAAGCUUAUAAGCAACAGUGGUUUACCUUGCUGAGAGUACGACAAAGCCAGGAAAUCGGGCCCCGAUACACCAAUGAAAUAGAACUUGAAGAAUACAGCAUGAGAUGUGGGAAAAUGCUUGUCAAGAAGGGGAAAUUCUCCUGGAAGUGGUCGGGUUUCAACUUCGGCUUUCCUUUGCACGUCAUCUUCACCAGCGAUUAUAUAAUUUUCAAGCAAAAUAUCUUCCCUCAUUCAUGUGCGGGUUCAGUUUGUCUACGAUCUCUAAGAAAUAUUGCAUUCAGAUUAACUUUGGUAUAUUUCGAUUCAAGUGGAAACUUAAGGUUCAGCAAAACAACCGGUUAUAAGACUCUUACCUUCGAGAACGAUGAGGAACACCUGGUAAUGAACUUAGAUAGCAAAUCUCUGAGCUUCCCUUUAUAUAUAUUCUGUAACUUCCUGUUUACAUCAUUAGAAAAUCUAGGAAAUUGAUCAGCUUGUCAAGUAGGAUAUAUUAGCAUUUUGAACAUUCUGAUGUUUUAUUUCCUUCAAUAGCCCUACUGUAAAACACAA